ACCUCCUUUAGCGUUUGUUUACCCAUCUCGACCGUUUAAAACGUAGUAAAACAUGGGCGAGCGCAAGGGGACCAACAAAUAUUACCCGCCCGACUACGACCCCAAAGUCGGGGGGCUCAACAAGUUCCUGGGGACGCACGCGUUGCGGGAACGCGCCAGGAAGAUCCACCAGGGCAUCAUCAUAAUCCGGUUCGAGAUGCCCUACAAUAUAUGGUGCGACGGGUGCAAGAAUCACGUGGGGAUGGGGGUGCGUUACAACGCGGAGAAGACCAAAGUGGGCAUGUAUUACACGACGCCCGUGUACCAAUUCAAAAUGAAGUGCCACUUGUGCGACAACCAUUACGUGAUCAGGGCCGAUCCCGCGAAUUUGGACUACGUGAUCAUAUCGGGAGCGAGGAGGCAAGAAAACAGAUGGGACCCCACGCAGAACGGGCAAGUGGUGCCCGAGACGAAGGAAACUCAGAAACGGCUCUUCGACGACUCGAUGUUCAAGCUAGAGCACGGCUCGGAAGACAAGAGCACCUCGGAGAGCGCCAAGCCGCGACUCGCGAAGCUUUUCAACCGAAACGAAGAAACAUGGAGCGACUCGUACACGGCCAAUCAAAAACUCAGGGCUGAGUUUCGGAGGAAGAACUGCGAACAGAAGGGUCUCGAGGAGAAAAGCCGAACUCUAUCGAAGAAAUCGAGUCUGGACAUACCGUUGCUCGAGGAGAACGAAGAGGACAACAGGAUCGCGCGUUUACUGUCCAUGAAACCGGCGAAAACGUCGGAAGAAAAUUCCGUGGAGAUCAGGGCUAGGAUAGUUUCCGAGUGUUUGUUGCCUUCCGCGAAUUUUUCGCGAAAAAGGGAGACGGUCGCCGUGAAAAUCCUCGAAAGCGACAAACCAAACUUGGGGGUGGUUUUGAAGAGGCGGCCGACCGCGGAAGAAGAAGCCGACGUUAAAAAAGCGAAAACGAACGUUUCUUUGGUGGGAGAUUAUAGUUCUAGCGGCGAUUCUGACUGUUAAAUAAGCGUUAAUUAAAUAAAUAAUAUAUUUUGUCGUUU
Molecule: messenger RNA, 1044 nt
Organism: Cylas formicarius (sweet potato weevil)
Lineage: Eukaryota; Metazoa; Arthropoda; Insecta; Coleoptera; Brentidae
Product: coiled-coil domain-containing protein 130 homolog
Exons: 3
Coding region: 53-1006 (317 amino acids)
Biological process (GO): mRNA splicing, via spliceosome
Cellular component (GO): U2-type spliceosomal complex; post-mRNA release spliceosomal complex
Source: RefSeq, a predicted model, not a curated record